This is a messenger RNA of Parasteatoda tepidariorum (common house spider), 5635 nucleotides long. The record is from RefSeq and is a predicted model, not a curated record. Lineage: Eukaryota; Metazoa; Arthropoda; Arachnida; Araneae; Theridiidae.
UGACAUUUUUGUCUCUCGGCUAUCUCGCGUGGCACAGCCUUUCCAGCAGUUGUGUCAGCUGUUUCCUUGUUUUGAAGAGCGAAACAAAUACUUCAACUUAGAUUAAAAAUGAUUAUGUUUUUGUGCGAAUUUUUCUGUGUCACGGUUCAUUAUGCAUUAGUUUCGUUUGAUUAUGGCUUUGCUCACAUGUUAUUAAAUGCAUAUGAAGGUUUUAUUAUGUUUUGAAUAAAUAUAAGUGAUGUUUUGUUUUCGUUCCUAUGUUUUUAAAGUGGGGAACUAUUGUGAUGUAAAAGCUAAGCUGUCCAAGAAAGAAACAAAAAAUGUUAAGGAAUGACUGACAUAAAUAUUAAAAUAACAAUCCAGGCAGCUAUGAAAACUAUCUUGAACUUUAUGACAAAUUCUUUAAAAUUCUAGCAAUAUAAAAUCUAUUUUUAGUAAUAUAAAAUCAAAUAAAAUGGCUGAAGUUGAUCCAGAAACUUUGUUAGAAUGGUUAAACAUGGGGCAGGGAGAUGAAAGAGACAUGCAAUUGAUAGCUUUAGAACAAUUAUGCAUGCUGUUAUUAAUGUCCGAUAAUGUUGAUAGAUGUUUUGAAAGUUGUCCUCCUCGAACAUUCCUUCCUGCCCUGUGUAGGAUAUUUUUAGAUGAAUGUGCUCCAGAUAAUGUAUUAGAAGUAACUGCUCGAGCAAUCACUUAUUAUUUGGAUGUAUCAGCAGAAUGUACUCGUCGUAUUGUAGCUGUUGAUGGAGCAAUAAAAGCUAUCUGUAAUCGUUUAGUUGUGGCUGAUGUAUCAUCUAGAGCAUCCAAAGAUUUAGCUGAACAAUGUAUUAAGGUUCUUGAAUUAAUAUGUACCAGGGAAGCAGGAGCUGUUUUUGAUGCUGCUGGUUUAAACUGUGUUUUAUCAUUCAUCCGAGAUAUUGGUUCCUUAGUUCAUAAAGAUACAUUGCAUUCUGCAAUGGCAGUUGUAUCACGGCUUUGUGGUAAAAUGGAGCCCCAUGAUACCAGCCUUGCAAAUUGCGUUGAAGCUCUCUCUAUACUUUUAAAGCAUGAUGACAGUUUGGUUUCAGAUGGAGCAUUACGAUGUUUUGCUUCUUUAGCAGAUCGUUUUACCCGAAGGGGCAUUGAUCCUGCUCCUUUAGCUCAACAUGGACUGGUAAACAGGCUAUUAGUAAAAUUAAAUAGUGUUACAUCUUGUGGAUCGGUUACGAAUUCUUCAACAUCUCCUGGCUCACCUGAAGUUAAAACAUCUUCAAGUGUAUCUACAACAAUUAGUUUACUUUCAACCUUAUUCCGAGGAUCACCUAGCAUUACUUAUGAUUUGCAUCGAUCUGAUCUUCCUUCUGCCAUUGAAUCUGCUGUUCAGGGUGAUGAAAGAUGUGUGUUGGAUACUAUGCGUCUUGUCGAUCUUCUUUUAGUUCUGUUAUUUGAAGGCAGAAAAGCACUUCCUAAAUCUUCUCAAGGAAGUGGACCACCUGCUAGAGUUCCUAGUCUUCGUCGUGUUGAUACAGCUGGGGAAAGAACUCAUCGCCAAUUAAUAGACUGUAUUCGUAGUAAAGAUACUGAUGCUUUAAUUGAUGCGAUUGAUUCUGGCGGUAUUGAAGUAAACUUCAUGGAUGAUGUCGGACAAACUUUAUUAAAUUGGGCAUCUGCUUUUGGCACUCAAGAAAUGGUAGAGUUCUUAUGUGAACGUGGUGCAGAUGUUAAUAAAGGUCAAAGAUCAUCAUCUUUACACUAUGCUGCUUGUUUUGGCCGUCCUGGAGUAGCCAAAGUUUUAUUGAGGCAUGGAGCGAAUCCUGACUUGAGAGAUGAAGAUGGUAAAACACCUUUAGAUAAAGCAAGGGAGAGAAAUGAUGAAGGUCAUAGAGAAGUGGCUGCAAUUCUACAGUCUCCUGGUGAAUGGAUGUGUCCUGUGUCUGAACAUACAAAAUUAGGGGAAAGGAAACCAUUAGAGCAUGAGCAUGAUACUGAACCUAAAGGGGAUCCUGAAAUGGCUCCACUUUAUCUUCAGCAACUUUUACCAGUUUUUUGUAAAUUGUAUCAGCGUUCUAUGGUGCGGUCGGUUAGGAAAGCAAGUUUAAAUCUUAUACGUAAAAUGAUUCAUUAUGCUAAUGCUUCCUUGUUAAUGGAAUUUUCAAAUAGUGAUGUUGGAACUAAGAAUUUUGCUACACUAUUAACUGAGGUUAUAUCAAGUGUACUUGAUAGCGAAGAAGAGGAAGAUGUACUACUACAAACAUUAAAUAUAAUUCAUGAUUUGAUGGUAAAAGGAAAAGAAAUUUAUUUAGAUCAUUUUGCACGACUUGGAGUGUUUACAAAAGUUUUAGCACUUGCAGGGCUGAAUGAUAGUGAUGAUGAAAACAAAAAGAUAAAAGAUGAUGGAGAUGAAGAUUUUUUAAUGGAAGAUACUAAAGAAAUUCUUCCUGGUAAGCCAUACCAUUGGCGAGAUUGGAGUAUAGUACGUGGUCGGGACUGUUUGUACUUGUGGAGUGAUGCUGCUGCAUUAGAACUAUCAAAUGGCAGUAAUGGAUGGUUUCGUUUCAUACUUGAUGGUAAAUUAGCCACAAUGUAUUCUAGUGGUAGUCCUGAAACUGGAUCUGAUAGUUCAGAAAAUCGAGGUGAGUUUCUAGAAAAGUUGCAACGUGCUAGAAGUCAGAUUAAAACGGGAUCUCCAAGUCAGCCUAUUCUUUCUGCUCCUGGUGCUGCUCGCUUAGUUGUUGGAAAUUGGUCUUUGUUUUGCAAACGUGAUGGAGAAAUAAGCAUACACAAUUCUGAUGGCCAGCAGCAAGCUACUGUGCUGAAGGAAGAUUUACCAGGCUUCAUUUUCGAGUCAAAUCGUGGUACUAAGCAUUCUUUUACUGCUGAAACAUCCUUAGGACCAGAAUUUGCUGCUGGAUGGGCUGGAAAGAAAGGGAAGCGCCUGAAAUCCAAACUUGAAGCCCUUAAGCAAAAGGUAAAAAACCAAGCUAGGGAGCUCUAUGACGUUUAUUUUAAAUCUGCCCAAGCUCAUCCAAGAGGAAUGGUAGCAAAAUUAUGUAAUAUUGUUGGCCAAAUUGAAAGGGCAUGUACUAAACAAAUGUCCAACUCUAAUUCUAAUAUGCUUGCUGCCAAUGAUUGGAAAGUCAUUUUGAUGGCUGCUCUUAAUGAUAUGACUUCAUUGUUGCAUGAUGAAAGAGCUGUAUCUGCAUAUGAAUUAUAUAGUAGCGGUGUAGUUCAAGCUUUAUUAAAACUCCUUGGCAAAAAUAAAUAUGAAGAUAGUGGAAUAAUCCUGUGCCAGUUAAAUAAACUCCAAAAAGAUAGAGUGGCAAUAUUUAAGAAAUGUUUUGCAGAAGAUUCUGAUUUAGUUCAGGAUGUAUCACCAUCAAUUGCGCUUGUAAGAAAAUUAGUAGCAGUCUUAGAAUCUAUAGAAAAAUUACCUGUUCUUCUUUAUGAUACAAAUGGUGGAGGAAAUGGUCUCCAGAUUUUAACUCGAAGACUUAGAUUUAGACUUGAAAGGGCUCCAGGGGAAACUGCUUUAAUAGACAGAACUGGUAGAGGUCUGAAAAUGGAACCUUUAACAACUGUUGGACAGUUAGAAAGGCAUUUAGUAAAAAUGGUUGCAAAACAAUGGUAUGAUUAUGACAGAUCAACCUUUGCCUUUGUAAAAAAAUUGAAAGAACCAGAUGUCCAUAUCACUUUUAAUCAUCAAAAAGAUUUUGAUGACAAUGGAGUUAUUUAUUGGAUUGGUACAAAUGGCAGAACUGUUUCAGAGUGGGUUAAUCCAGCUCAAGUAGGUCUUGUAAUGGUAACAGCAUCAGAGGGCAGAAACUUGCCUUAUGGUAGACUUGAAGAUAUACUCAGCAGGGAGACUUCUGCUUUAAAUUGUCAUACCAAUGAUGAUAAAAGAGCUUGGUUUGCUAUAGAUUUAGGGCUUUGGUUAAUUCCUAAUCGCUAUACACUACGUCAUGCUAGAGGCUAUGGCAGGUCUGCUCUUCGAAAUUGGCUCUUUCAAGUUUCAAAAGAUGGUAUAAAUUGGUUAACUUUAUUUACUCAUGUUGAUGAUUGUGCUUUGAAUGAACCAGGCUCUACUGCAUCAUGGCCUCUAGAUCCACCUUCAAAUGAGGUUCAAGGUUGGCGUCACAUCAGGCUUCAACAGACCGGAAAAAAUGCUAGUGGGCAAACACAUUAUUUAUCAUUGUCUGGUUUUGAAAUUUAUGGCAUGGUUACUGGAGUUUGUGAUGAUUUAGGUAAAGCUGCCAAAGAAGCUGAAGCAAAUUUGCGUCGUCAAAGAAGGGCUGUUAAACAGCAGAUUAAGUUUAUGUUACUUGGUGCAAGAAUUGUCAGAGGUCCUGAUUGGAAGUGGCGUGAUCAAGAUGGCAAUCCUCCUGGUGAAGGUACAAUAUCUGGAGAGUUGCACAAUGGUUGGAUUGAUGUUGCAUGGGAUCAAGGUGGAGCUAAUUCUUAUCGAAUGGGAGCAGAAGGAAAAUAUGAUUUAAAACUUGCUCCAGGAUUUGAUGGAGAAGCCCACUUAGCCUCAAUUACAUCAACUUCUUCAUUAUUAAAUUUAAAACAACAAGGUAAAUCAGUUACAUCUGCCAUUGGAACAACUUUGACCUCUGCUGGAAUGAAGACAGCUAGGACUAUUACUACAGACUCUUCAUCAGCUAAAGGAAGUGUAUCCAGCAGCUCAUUUGGAUCAUGUGAAACUACACCUGGCAUUGUGUCUGCAUCACAACUCAAUGAGCAAGCUUCUUCUUCGGAGCACUUAUCAGUAAAACAAGCUGCUGAAAUGUUGGCUGAAAAUGUACUUACAAGUGCCAGUGCAGAAGCUGCUGUUGCAAAUGUCGAAUGUUCAGAUUCAGAAAAUAAUGCUACUCCUAUGAUUCAAUCUUGUAAAGCAUUAUUAAUGCGCAAUGAAUUUUGCUCUGUUUCAAUGGGCCUUUCACCUACACGAGAGGAGGAAUCUUUUAAUAUUCAAGAUUCUAUUGAAAGUCUUCAUCUGUCUGAAACUUUGCAAGUCCAUUCUCAAGGAGAUAAAGUUUCUGUUGUGGACAAUCAACAUCAGAAUUCUCGUGAUAAUUCUUGCGCUAGUAAUGCAAUGAGUGUAAGCGCUCCCAAUUUAUCAAACAAUGAUUCAACAGUAAGUUUCUUAGAGACCUUUGCUGCUGUUGCUCGAAGGCGAGCUAAUGGCAACACUUUGAAUUCUAGUGCUUCUAAUUCAUUGUUUAAUCGAGGAUCUAAUAAUGUUGGAAGCCUAGUUCGCCUUGCUCUAUCAUCUAAUUUUUCAGAAAUACUUGCUGAUCUUUUGGGCGGAAUGCCUGUUAUUGAAACUCCAUCAGAAAGUACUACCAUUGUCAAUCUUUCUACCUCAGGGGGUCCUCUAACGACUGCUCAAAGUUAUCCUAGUCUAACAACAACUACAACAUCUGUAUUAUCUGGGAGUCAGUCUGUCAGCGGUGCUGCAUCUGCUGGUUCAUUUGGUCAAUCUCUUACUGUUAGUUUAACUUCCACAUCAAGUGAAAGUGAACAAGAUUUUCUUGAUAGUUGCAGAGCAACAACUCUUUUAGUUGAUUUGGAUGAUGAUGAGGAAUUGCCUGAUCCAGAAGAUGAUGAAAAUGAAGAUGAUGAUGAAAAUGAAGAUGAUAAUGGAUUCGAAGAUAUCACA